UCGGAAAUAUUUGCCAAGCCACAUUCGCAAAUUAUUGUGAAAGCAAAAAUUCCAAAUGGCGUGGAAAAGACCGGAUAACGUGGCUUUCCCUCAAGUCUGGUUGACUUUCGAUGCAAAAGAUCCUGACACGGGGAAAAUUGUGAAGUAUCGAGUUCAGGAUUUACCGGAAGAUCGUUUUGCAGAGGCUCUCGAACUCAUGUCAACGGUUUUUCUCCAAGAUGAGACAAUGAGCAAAUCUUUAGGUUGGUGCAUAAAAAUAUGUAAAUUAAUUGAAAGUCAUUGAAUAUCUUCUACAGACCUCUUCAAUGAAAGGGAAUUUGAUGGAAGCAAGAUUUGGGACUCUGGUUUAGCACAGAAAAUAUCGGUGGUUUGUUUCAAAGAAGAUUCGGAUGAAAUUUGUGGUCUGAAUAUGUUAGAGGUGGUAGAAAAAGACGCCAAGGAACCUGAUGACGAUAUUCCAUGUGAAAAAGUGCGGAAUCUCAUAAAGGCGUUGGAUUUUGUCAAGAACAAGGCAGAUGCGUACAACAAAUACGGAGUAGAUAAAUAUCUUUACGCAAUGGGUUUGCUGAUUGUUCCAAAGUAUCGAGGACUCGGCUUGUCCACGUACAUUCUCAAGGCUCGAAUUCCUUUGGGAAGAGCUUUGGGUCUCAAAUUAAGUGGCACAGUGUUUACAGGUGUAGCAUCUCAAGGAGCAGCUAAAAAGGCAGGAUUUGUCGAAGACUAUUCAGUACUUUAUGAAGAUUUGGCGAAGUAUGAACCAUUUGUCGAAUUUCCAAAUGUAUCGUCACCGUCUGUGAAGUUUAUGAGUUUGCGAUUAAUAGAUUAGCAAUCGAGCUUGUUCAAUAAAUUCGUUCAGUCUGUAAUCUUAUCUGGUUUCUCAGACACUGUACUAAAAAUAAAUAAUUUUUCUCAGUUGACAGUUGGUUUUUCAACGAGAUUCAUUGCUAUUUUAAUCUUGGAAAUUUCCAAUGAC
Molecule: messenger RNA, 973 nt
Organism: Phlebotomus argentipes
Lineage: Eukaryota; Metazoa; Arthropoda; Insecta; Diptera; Psychodidae
Molecular function (GO): N-acetyltransferase activity
Source: RefSeq, a predicted model, not a curated record